Molecule: messenger RNA, 8323 nt
Organism: Sphaerodactylus townsendi
Lineage: Eukaryota; Metazoa; Chordata; Lepidosauria; Squamata; Sphaerodactylidae
Gene: TEX264
Product: testis expressed 264, ER-phagy receptor
Exons: 6
Coding region: 290-1261 (323 amino acids)
Biological process (GO): protein-DNA covalent cross-linking repair; reticulophagy
Cellular component (GO): nucleus; replication fork; endoplasmic reticulum membrane
Source: RefSeq, a predicted model, not a curated record
GAUCAGUUCGAAGCAGCUAAAUAGCUCUCUCUCUGAACAAAUAUGAUUUGGUAGCAGACUACAGCUUCAAAGAGCCUGUGAACAGCAAGUGGUCUGAUUCUAUUAUUUACCUGCAUUGCCUUCUUCUUCUACAAUACACAUAACAAUGGACUUAACUGUAUCAUUUCAUUAGAGGAAGGUAAUCCUGGAUCAAAGGUUCUUGUGAGAUACAAUGAAGCCGCUAGCCAUCUAAUAUUGGCCUUUCUCUCUUGUCUCUAGUUGAUGACCAGAGUUUGAGGCAUCAGGAGCCAUGUCGGACUGGCUGUUCAUUGGACUGUUUGUGGCACUGGUUAUACUUCUGCUGCUGACGCUCUUCGGCUUUGCUGUUUAUUCAGGGAUCUUCUCAGAAGUGGUGGUUAGUGCUGGUUUGCCCCCCAUUGGCAACAUCACUGUGGCAUACAAAUUCCAGGUGGGGCCUUAUGGUGACUGUGGGAGGCUGUUUACGGAGAGCUGCAGCAUCUCUCCAAAGAUGUGCUCCAUUGCUGUCUACUAUGAUAAUCCUCACACGGUGGACCCAGAGAAGUGCCGCUACCUGGUGGGUACUGUCCUGAGUGAAGGAGAAGAGAAACCAUCUGAGCAAGUGGUCCGCAUGUUCCAGAAAUAUGGUUUCAAGAUUUUCCACUUCCCAGCUCCAAGCCACGUAGUCAUGGCAACCUUUCCCUACACUACUCCGCUAUCCAUCCAUUUGGCAGUGAACCGUGUCCACCCAAGCCUUGAUACUUACAUCAAGGAGCGGAAACUAUGUGCUCAUCCCAGAAUGGAGAUCUAUAAAGGUGACAAAAUCUAUUUUAUAUGUCCCCUUGCACGUCAAGGGGAUUUCUAUGUGCCUGAAAUGAAAGAACUGGAGAAGAAGAGCAGGGCAGCAGCAGAGACUGAAGAUGCCCAGACAGAUAUCACAGGGGCCGAAAGUCUGAGCGAGACCAGCUCUGUCAGCCUGGAGAUCACAACCGACAGCAGGGAGACUUCAGUGGCUACCUCCAUCUUAUCCCCUUUCACACCUGGCCGUGGCCGAGAUGAGGUAGACAAUCGCAGUGAGCACAGUUACAGUGAGUCAGGGGCCAGUGGCUCCUCCUUUGAAGAACUGGACUUGGAAGGCAAUGGUGAGGGUGAUGGAAUGGCAGGUCUGUCUGCUGACCACAGUUCUGCUGAAGAUCAGGGCCCUCCCAAGGCCAAGUGGACCAAGGAGCUUAUUGCCCUGGAGAAAGAGAAGGGUGAAGAAUAAAAAGUCACCUCUUUUCUCAAGUUUCUUAGGGAUGCAAAAGAGAAACUGAUCAUCUCUCUUGUUUCUUUUCUGUCCCACCAAAAGAUUUUGGUCAUUAAUCCAUGUUGAGACCUGUCCCACUCUUUGUCUGGGGUGUAAUAAAGGAGCAGUUGCAACUAAGGGAGAUUUUAACAGACUCCUGCAGCCAGACUCAAGGAUAUGUGCUUUAACAGGAAGCUGGGGGUGGCAUAAAGUGAAGCAGUGGCAGAGAACGUGUGCGUCCAUGUGUAUGUGUCCGAGAGAGAGAGAGACUGACCAAGUAGGAUUUGACAUGGGCUAGUAGAUGUGUGGGUUUUCAUGGGUUGUCCUGUCAGUCCGUUUGUCAUCUCGUUUCCCCUCUUCCUGCAUGUCAUUCUAUUAAUCUCCCUAUCAGUUUGUUUCUCUGCAACUGGAACACUUUUACUGGCAACAUACUUAUUCACAUCAGACAACAGUGAUGAAUUUUGAAACUGAAAACAACAUAGAGUAAGUCUUUAAAUCUUAGGAUGGUAUUUGAGCUUCCCCAAUCAGUAAUACAAUUAAAAGAUAACCUUUAAAUUAUAAAGGUUUUGGACCAGGGCUACUAUGAUCCCAAUUUCUCACCUUUCCCACUCUUCCACAUUUGUUGUACUGCCCACUUUCACUGUCUCUCUUUCAGACACUGCCUGACCGUGGAAAGAAUUAGGUUCCUCCUAGUUAGAGCUGCUGCACUUUUGAGCAUCUGCUGGUGGGGAUGGCAUUUGAAAAGUUCUUUGUCAAGACUUACAUGGAAAAGAAUCCAUGUGAGAGAAACAGCUCGCCAUGUCGCUGUCAAAGGUGUCCUCUUCCCAUAGCAAAGAGGCUAUGAAAGUGUCUCAGCACAAGGAAGCAAUUGAACAACUGAAGUGAUGCAGCCGCAGCUUCCCUGUGCUGGUCUUCCGAGGCUUUGGCACGGUGGUACUUCACUUUCAGAGCAGAAAAUUCAUGUAUUCAGUGUUGUGAUGUAGCAGGUUUGCAGUGGUAUCUCCAACAUAACCAUAGUGGAUUUGAUGUAUGCCUGUCAUGGAAGUAACUGGAUACUGUGAUUUGUAGCUGGAGACUAACCCGGUGGUUCAUAGCUUUUUAAAACAAUGUAGACUAAUUUCUUGUCUUAUUUCUGGCUGUUUACCAGGUACAAGUACUUACAGGGGAAGCAAGUUAUAUGUUCUGUCCCUAAGUCAGAUAAAGAAUUCCGUCAGCUGGUUUUGAUUGUAAUCAUCGAAGGACUGUUGGUAUCUUCAAAUUCAGGGACCCUUAGCCCCUGAACUGGUCAUCCGGGCAGAAUGCACAAAGGCUAUAGUGUGCACAACAAAGCUUUCGACAAUACAAAGCUUAUCUAAUUUCUGUGUGUGCCAGGAACAAAAGUACUUAGAGCCUUUUUAUAUAUUCAAACUAAUAUACUUCAUUUCUUUUAAGAACUCCAUUUCUGGUCAGGAUAGAAUAAGAUGGAGAAGAGGUGUGCCUAAAAGUUUGGAUCCAGUGGCACCUUUCAGACCAACAAACCUUUUUCUCUCUGCUUCAGAACUAACCCAUCUGAAUCUGUCUUCACAGAGGUGUGCGUGCGAGAGGAGAUGUAAGAAGAAUCAGGAAGGAAGGAAGGAAGUUUCCUGAAAAAAAAUCAAUCUACACAUCAAAAGGAUAGUGUCAGAGCAGUAGAGAAAGGAUGCCCGGUGCCUUAGCCCCUCUGUCUUUCUGACUCUCUAGUCAAGUGUCCCUCUGAAGUCUGAGGUUAAGAGACAGCACAAAGUCCAUCACUUCCAACAUGGAGAAGGUCCUGUCAUUGAAUUAUUAGCUGUUUCUCAGUUAGGUCAAACCUGCUUUUUUAUGAUUCCUCAUUGGAGCUCCGGACCAAACUUCUCAUGGACAUGACUCUGGUGAAAUUCCUGGAGUGAUUUGAUAAGUCCCAUGCCAAAUCUUUAGAAUUCCCAGAAUUUCAUUAUUAUAGUUUGAGGAAGUCACUAAAGCAGCAGAAGGAAGAAAAUGUUGAGAUGUGCAUUUUGGGAGGGAGAAACUAAAAAGUUAUGAUCUUCCCCACUGCAUUCUUUGUUUUGUUUGCACCCUCCUGUAGAGGUCUUGGAUCAAUUGCUCGCUCUGUUUCUUAAUGGAUUUGGAUCCAUACUGUGGACAAAGAAGUUCGACAUUCAGCCACCUUCAGCCCUGCCUUCUUUCCAAGCAUUGACUAAGCCUGUAGUGAAAUCAAUGGGAUGCAAUGUUAGACCGUUUUCCCUUGGGCUGCCUGGCCCACAAGGCUGCACUGAUCCAUCCCCAAACAUUCACCAUUGAUUCCUUGCUUUCCUCUUUGAGCUCUUGCUGUUACUGUCUAUAAGACCUAUUUCUCUUUUGGUUCACUAUUUCCCCAUGUUAAAAUCUAUGUUCAUGUUUCCCCCAAUUCUGGUUUACAUUGACAUCCAAAUCAGUAGUUCCACUUUAGCUUCAGUGCCCCUGAAAUCCAUAGUCACUUAUUCAAUAUGUGAGGAGCUGGAGAUGUACCAUCCUUUGUGCUUGGAUUCUGCAGGUGAAUGUCCACAUGUUACUCAGGAGGCUUUCUGAUCCUACUGGUUAUUAAUUCUUCCUGUGGCGCUGUACACCUGACAUUCUGUGAAUUACUUAAAUGAGCAUCUUUCCAGCUGCCCCAUUCUGGCACUCAUUGGCUUUCUAUGGGCAUAUUGUAGACCACCACUAAGUAAAGCUUCCAAACUGCCAGCACAGUACUAGCAGGUGUUCCCAGAGGCUUCAUAUGCUUUCACAACUUAUGUAUAUUUGUUCAUAGUACCUCUUUAUAUGUGUAAAUGUGCAAUUGUGUGUCGCCUUGGGCAUAUGUGACAGUCUGUGCCUGUUCAUUGUGUCCUUUGAUCUGUAUAUACCAGUGUUCAUAUACAUGCCUGUCUGUACACAUACAUAAUCGCUCUCCAGCAUUCUGAGUAGAAAGGUGCUAUUAGAGUGCAGGGAAAGUAAGGCAAGCACAGCAGGAGACAUUUAGACAGACCUAUAUUGUGCCUUUCUCUGGAUUUCAUAGACAGAUAUAAAAACAUUGUUCUUUCUUUGCUUUGCUGCAAGGGAGAGCGGGGGAGGGAGGAGGUAAUUUUUCUUCAUCUUCACUACUUCUUAUCUGUGAAUUCUGCUAUCAUAGAAGCUAGAACAGUGUGGGAAUACUCUGGACAUCUAUGUGUGCAUACAUACAACACUGACAACACUGUGUUGUGUAUCAUUUCUUUCUUAUUUCCCCGAAGAGAGAGAGAGAGAGAGAGAGAGCUCCAUUGUAUGUAUAUAAGCCAAUCUCUGUGCUCAUAUGCAUAACCCCCUUCAAGCAUAAAUUAAUGUGAUUUUUUUGUUAAUGGUACUUCAUACAGAUAUGUCUGAAUGAGACUGGGCAGACAUGUGGUCCAGCCUUCUGCUGAUAAGUAUUUACUUCAUGAUUUAUGUGCAGGAUGACUCUCACAUCAAAAUCUUGCAUAUGAUAAACAACCAUGGCAAAGAGAGAAAUGUCACUGAAUGCAGAAUACUUGGUAGGAUUUGCUCUUGCCUUCUCCCAGGCACGCAGGCUUUCCAUUUACAGGGAGAUUUUGGCAAGAGAUAGGUUGUGCUCUGCUUAUGUGGAGAAGCAUAUCCUGUGCCAGCCUGAAUAUCUCAGCUGGCUCCUGCCUGCAUAAGGUGAGAACCUUUGAACUAUGUCCUUAUGCAGAUAAGAAAGUCCAACCUUUACUUACCUGUAUGUGCACUGUGGAAUGUAAGCUUUCCCCUUUUCAACCUCUUCCCCCAUGAAUCGGCCUGAAGUAUCAUUGGGAAUGGAUUAGCAGUAUGAACAAAGCUAUUUUGGACACCAUAGAGAUACCAAGUAGUAUGUAAAUCUGGAAUAUCAAGGAGAACCACUGUGUAUGCCCUGGGUUAAGAUGAGCCACUGCAGCAAAAAAUUGCCACAAAUAUGGAAAGCAACCCUUAUUAGAUAUUUAUAGAUAAUGAUAACAAUUCUAAGCCACCUAUUCUGGAACAAUCCUUCUAAUAUGACUUCUGCAAAUGUAAGCAGUGUUUGUAUUCGUGAGUAAAUAUUGACAUGUUCCCAUUAGUUGUGGCUUGAGUGUACUGAUCAGGUGUUCAAUUUGAUGAAUUGAGCAUAUUGGCUACUCUUUCAUGAAUGGACAGAGAGGAGGAGAAUCACCCCAAUUAAAAGUUCCUGUUAAACUUCCCUUAUGUGAAAAUCAUCCAGAAAAUGCUACCUUUGUGCAAAUAACUGUUUAAGUAAGAUUUACACAGCUUCAGCAGAGAUAAGCCCACUGGUAGGAUUUAAAUAAUUUAACAACUGGUUCCGGUGCUGGGAUUCAAAUAAUUUAACAACUGGCUGUUUACAAGUACCACUUUAACAACCGUUUUUGCCGAAGAGGUGCGAACCUGCUGAAUCCCACCACUGGAUAAGCCUCUGACAUGGCUACUUGUCCAUCACAAGAAUACAAAUCCCAAAUGCACUGAUGCUCUCAAAAAUAAACAAGAAUCUAGUGGCAGUUGAAAGACUAACAUGCUUUUAUUCCUGAAUAAGCUUUCAUAGGUUUAGAAAUCUCUAGUCCACAGAAGCUUAUGGUAUAAUAAAGUCUUGUUAAUCUUUAAGGUGACACAAGACUGCUUUUCUUGAAACAGAUUAACAUGGCUGCCCCUCUGGAAUUAUCAUCAUUCAUGGAAGUCCCCCAGCUUUCAUCUUUAUGAGUGACCUAUCCUUUUGCAGACUAAUAUUUUAGGAUAUGCUCCUCAAUUCAGAAUUGAAUUGAGAUAAAGAACUCUUUGUGUUACAUGCCAGCAUUCUCUACUCCAGUCAAUAGAGGGAGAUCUUCACUAUGUUGUGUAUGUGAGAGUGAGAGAGACCUUGCCUAAUAGUGUUUCCUGACUGCCUGAGGCAUUCUUUCACACUUCCCCCCCCCCUCCCUUCCCAGAAAAAUUGAAUUGCCAGGGGCAUAACUGGAACCUGCUCUUAUUAGCCAGCUGUCUGGCAGUCUUUUCUAAUGCUCUGCUUGUUCUGUGGCUGGCUUGGCAUCUCAUUUUUUUGUACUCACGGUCACUGUGAAGGGAUUUGGGCGAUAAAUGAAAUUGCCAUCCAACUGUAGUAAAACAUCAGAGUAUCCCAAGAACUACCAAUGUUUCAUCUGUUCCAUUUUAGUCAGAACAGAUGCUGUUUUUGCUGCGACAGUCAGUUACAAGUGCAUUGUAGCCUACAACUGGAAUAGAAACUAAUGCUACACAAUUAACAAAUAUGGGCAGAUCAGUGCAGCUAGACAGAAUGGCAGGUCUUUAUUACUGUUGCCUUUUGAGAGGUUUAAGAGCUACAGCAGCUUUCCUGUUCCUUUUUUGGGACUAAGUUUCCUUUGCUGUCAGCAUCUCACUUCCAUAAUUAGCAUCAUACUGCUGCUAAAAUUCUCACUCUGUUUUGAAAGACCUGUGGGACCUGCUCAGGAUCUCACAAGAGUCUGGUCAUUUAUCUCAAUGAGGAUGAGUUAGUGGGUAAGAACAGCCACGGAGUCCAGAAAUCCAAACAGUUAUUAAGCAGUGUAAUAGGGUUUUUAGGCAGCACAAAAUGUAAACAGUGGACUCCUAUAGCUUAAAUAGUGUCCCUGAACCUAAAGGCCUUGUAACAUGCAAUGAAAUAUUUUGUUCCUUUUAAAAAUGGCUCUGGUCAUCUAAAUUCAGUGGGUUUUGCUUUAUUGAUUUUUUGGAGGGGGCACGUAGCUUUCUUCUGAGCCUCCUUUCUUUCACUACUGCCACUUUGCCAUUUGGCAUCUUUUCAGCUUUUCAACUAUCCUCAAUAGUAAGAACAAGGUGGAAUGUUUUCCCAAUCUCUUCAUUCCAAUCCCCACCCCAGUGGGUCCUGAUGCAAUACUAAAACUCCAACCAACCAGAUCUUAGUUGCCAUUUCCUCUCCCACCUUAUUCCUUUUUUUUUCAAAGCUAGACAAGCACUAUUUCUUAAUUACACAAUAGCAAUCAUAUGUAGAAAUCUAAAUAAGGUUACAAAUCCAAAGUUUCAAUCAUCAAAUAGUUGAUAUGUCAGUGUUCCUUUUCUUGUUCACAGAGUUUUGCACAUUCGUUGUGUAAUGUUCUGAAAGUGGAAUUUUCCUGGAUGGUCAAAUAGUGAGGUUUAGUUUUGCUUGCUAAUAUAUAAAGCAGGAUAAACAUUUUAGCAAACUGGUUGGCAAAUCUUGAAUCUCAAUGGAUCUCAAAUCUGGUUUUGCUUUACAAGGUUAAGCAUCUGUCACUCACUUUUGUUCCCAGCAUUUGGAUACCAGUGCUUGGAAGCACUUAAAUUAGAUCUGGAAUCCUUCAAAUUCCUUUCAGUUUGACAGCAAAACAUAUGCAAAUUGCAAACUUGUCUGUGAACUUUAGUUGGCCACCAGCUAUAAAACUUCUGUAACAAACUUCUGUAACAAAAUUUCUGUGAAACAGACUUCCCUCUGUGAUACACCUCUGAAGAUACCGGCCAUAGAUGCAGGCGAAACGUUAGAAACAAGAUCCACCAGACCACCAUCACAUAGCCCAGAAACCCACCACAACCAGUUGAAUCCAGCUGUGAAAGCCUUCGACAAUACAUUCUGUAACAAAGUUUAUUUGGGUUUUGUGUGUGGAACAGUUCGUAGCCAUGAAUUCAGUCAUUACCAUACACAAUAAGUAUCAUUCAGAACUAAUGAGAAUGGUGUGUGUGUGUGUUUGGUUGUGUGCAUGUGCAGAAAAAGAGGUACGAUAUUUGAAUCUGAAGGGCCUCCCUGAGCAAACAGCCUUUGCUGAAGAGCCAGAAGAAGUGACGAUUUAGUACUUGUUGGUUGUUAAGAUACCUGGCGGAGCUGCUAGACAAGUUUGCUUUUAGUUUGGUCCUGAAGUGAGAAAUUUUGUUCUGUUACGUAUUUAAUUGCUAUUUUGGAAUAAUGUAUAAGACUUUAAAGUGGUCUGUGUACCAGCCUGGUUUAGACAUAGAUGUUGGGAAUGGGGGGAAAAAUUUCUUGUUGCAAUAAAAAAUGGCAAAUAAAAAAAACCAAGCCCCUAUCCUCCACAC